Messenger RNA from Pseudocercospora fijiensis CIRAD86, 297 nucleotides. RefSeq lists its product as uncharacterized. The coding region runs from base 1 to 297 and encodes 98 amino acids. NCBI's taxonomy places the organism in Eukaryota, Fungi, Ascomycota, Dothideomycetes, Mycosphaerellales, Mycosphaerellaceae. The record is from RefSeq and is a predicted model, not a curated record. The transcript has 5 exons.
AUGGCGAUAGCGAAGGUAAAUUUACCGAUGUUGGGUGUAGGAGUUCUUGCUGUGGAUUUCACGAUGUUGAGUGUAGAGAUUGUUUUUUAUACAGUGAUCAGUUACCAACCGGCCACCUUUCACCAACCCUCUAUAGACCAACUAUCGAGACCAACACAUUGUAGUCGCAUCCGGGAAAGCAAUGCCCUAACUCCCGUCAUUUUCGCUAGGAAUCUUGCUGGCUGUAUACAGGAUGCGAAGAGUUGGUUGCUAAUCCGAAUGCAAGUACCUGGUACUUUCCAAGCCCUGGCGUACUGA